Neoarthrinium moseri is the source of this 375-nucleotide messenger RNA. RefSeq lists its product as uncharacterized. The transcript has 2 exons. The record is from RefSeq and is a predicted model, not a curated record. Lineage: Eukaryota; Fungi; Ascomycota; Sordariomycetes; Amphisphaeriales; Apiosporaceae. The coding region runs from base 1 to 375 and encodes 124 amino acids.
AUGCCAGAGGGCUUCGGUGACGACAUGAUUGUCACCGGCCUCCACGACGAUGGACAGAGCCUGAAUACACUGAUCAGCCAGGUACACGAGAUUGGACGAAAAUCGUUUAGUCAAAUCCCCGACGUGGCUUUGUCACUGACGGGGGAAUACAUCAUUGGCUGCAACGAAGCAGAUCCUGAGCGCUUUCGAAACAUCGCUGCGCCUCUGAUUGGCAACGCAGGCGUCUCAAACACUGACUAUGUCAGCCGAAAGAGUCAAGAUGGGUGGGCUCCCGCUUGGCCCUUGGGUGGAGCAGUAGUGCCCGGUAGCCCGGCAUGCCCCCAAAUCCUUUACUCGGAAACUUCAACAGAACGGGUCGCUAUCCUGGGCAGCUAG